Dracunculus medinensis (Guinea worm) is the source of this 1611-nucleotide messenger RNA. The record is from the annotation of a GenBank genome assembly. Lineage: Eukaryota; Metazoa; Nematoda; Chromadorea; Rhabditida; Dracunculidae.
AUGCUUUUUCAUUUGACACUGAUAGUUAUUGAAGGAUUAACGAUGAAAUCAGCUAAAUUAAUGAAAGGCUGUGGUAAAUGCGAUUUGCGAUCAUCUUACUGCAAAGAAUUGGAAUUCGGCCUAAUAGCUUGUGAAUGUCGAGCAGGUUAUUCAGCAGAUUCUUUAGGAAAUUGUCAACCUCGAUCAGUUAUUAAAGAGUCUCGUGAAGAAAAAUGUGUUCUUGGUCAUGCCGAACAAGCUGCUACCAGGAUUUUGACUGAGUUACUAAAGAAUUACGAUCGUAAUUCUGUUCCAAAAAUGAAAGGAGUCGAUGUUGAUGUAGAAUUGUUGAUUCAAAAGAUAUCGGAGAUAUCAGAAAUCCAAAGCAGUUCAAAAAUGGACAUAUUGUUUUCGCAAAUUUGGCAUGAUCCUGCUUUAUCUUUCGAAAAAGAGGAAGGAGGACAGUGUUUAACAAACCUAUCAUUGCCGUAUCGAAUGGUCGAUCAACUUUGGCUACCUAACGUCUGUAUAGUUAACAGCAAAGGAUCUUCAAUUCACCAGUCGCCUACUCCAAAUGUAUUUCUUGCAAUAUUACCAAAUGGGACAGUGUGGAUGAAUUACCGUAUAGUAGUUGAAACUCCAUGUGAUAUGGAUUUUACAUUUUUUCCGAUGGAUCGGGUUCAGUGCACAAUAGUCUUCGAAAGUUACUCUUUUAACGUUGGGAAAGUCCGGAUUCAUUGGAAAAGGCAUGGGAUUCCUGUUGAAGUUAUCGGAGAUACAAAUCUACCUGAUUUCCAUAUGACUCAUUAUAUUCAUGAAAAAGCUACAUUUGAGUAUCCUGCAGGCGUAUGGGAUCAGUUAAAUAUGAAGAUGUUUUUUCGUCGUUCAUAUGGCUUUUAUCUUUUGCAAGUAUAUCUGCCGGCUUAUUGCAUGGUGCUUAUAUCAUGGAUUGCAUUUUGGCUAGAUCGGAAAUCUUUGCCGGCCAGGGUGACUGUUGGCGUUUCAUCGCUAAUGGCCCUCAAUCUGCAAUAUUCAAAUGUUGCCCGCUCUUUGCCAAAGGUAUCGUAUGUCAAAGGAAUGGACUUUUUUAUGUUCGGAUGCUUUGGAUACAUAUUUUUGUCAAUUGUAGAAUUAGCUAUAGUGGGGAUGCUCGAAAACCCGAGUGAUAAUUCAAAAAAAAAGCCUUCUUUCCUUAGUGAAAAACAAUUUAAUAAACAAAAAACGAUGUUGGAGAAGAAAUUUUCUGAAAAAUUGUUCCAUGGAAGUCAAGAACGCAUUCAUUUAUAUGGAGAGGGCCCGUCAUAUUGUCAAAACAGUUUCAAGGAACCAUUUUGGACAAAAGAGACAACUUUUGUACAAUAUCAUGAACCAGCGCCGCAGGAAUCAUAUAAUGACUCAGAAUCCGAAAUUGCCAAUCAAAAUGCUGCACAUGGUGAACCCAACCGAAUUUUCACGCAAAUUCGUCCACGCAAAAUUAAGAUGCGACGAAAGGGGAGUGCAUUCAAGAUGAGAUUUUUUGAAAAGUGGACAGGUGAAGAUAUGGACAGGCUAUGUCAAAAAGCAUUUCCAAUAUCAUUUGCUAUUUGCAACUUGAUGUACUGGAUGUAUUACACGGCGAAAGCGAGGGAUUAA